Messenger RNA from Oppia nitens, 746 nucleotides. RefSeq names its product tetratricopeptide repeat protein 1-like. Gene Ontology annotation, molecular function: protein binding. NCBI's taxonomy places the organism in Eukaryota, Metazoa, Arthropoda, Arachnida, Sarcoptiformes, Oppiidae. The record is from RefSeq and is a predicted model, not a curated record. The coding region runs from base 105 to 746 and encodes 213 amino acids. The transcript has a single exon.
AUCUGUAGACAUCGAUUGCAAUGUUAGUAAUGUUUUGUCAUUUGUUUAUGUCUUAAAUGUUUGACUUUUUUUGUUAACACUUGAAGUGAACUGAGUUUAUAAUAAUGAAUGGUAUGAAUGAUAGUCAUUGUGUCGAUGAUAACAAAACACCGAAAGUGGACACAGAUAUGGAUGAAGACAUAGAAGAACACACAAGUGAAGAAUUGAUGCAAUUGAAAGUCAAAGCAAUUGAACUGAAGAAUGAGGGAAACGACAACUUUAAGAAAGAAAUAUUCGACAAAAGUAUUGGUUUAUAUACCGAAGCCCUCGAUAUGUGUCCCCUCGUCUUUGUCACCGAUCGGUCCGUUAUGUAUAGCAACCGAUCGGCCGCUCUCUUACAUUGCGACCGACGCCAGGAAGCACUCGAUGACUGCACCGCUGCUAUUGAUUUGAACAACAAUUACAUCAAACCAUUGUUAAGAAGAGCUCAGAUAUAUAGACAAAUGAGUGACAAAUUGGAUGAUUCGCUGAAAGAUUACCAAAGAGUAUUUGAAUUGAACCCAAAGUGUACCGAAGCAAUGGUUGCCAUCAAUGAAUUGCAGAAAGAAAUCAAUGAAAGAAAUGAGAAAUUGAAGACAGAAAUGAUGUCUAAAUUGAAAGACUUGGGAAAUCUGGUGCUUCGGCCCUUUGGUAUGUCUACUGAUAACUUCAAACUCACACAAAAUGCUGAAACCGGCGGAUAUUCUGUUAAUUUUCAAAAUAAUUGA